UUCUCUGGGGGAAGGAAGAGGAAGAACGUUUGGCACAAAAGGCAAUAAGAAAAAGAGGAAAAGAAAAGGACAUGCUGGCUCAUCAGGGACACUGUAACAGGACUUUCUCACAGACUCAGGGACAUCACUCUGCUUCGUCCAAACCUCAGAAUCUCUUAAUGAUGUCUGAGGGAAACGUCACAGUGCUGCCUUUUGGACCUGUGUCUCUAGACCUGUCCAAGCAGGAGCAGCGGACACUGACCAGACUGUACAGCCAGAACGGAGGCUAUCACCUGAGGAUUUUACCUGAUGGAUCUGUGAGCGGUGGCAGGCAGGAAAACGACCCCUAUGACGUGCUGAGGCUGAAGGCUGUGAGCGUGGGAGUUGUGGUUAUCAAGGGAGAGAUUACAGGAAGGUACCUGGCUAUGAACAAAAACGGACACCUCUACGGAUCACAAGCACUGAAUGAUGAGUGUUACUUCCUAGAGAAGUAUGAAGAAAACAACUACAACACAUAUUGCUCUCAGAAGUACAACUGGUAUGUCGGGCUGAAGAGGAACGGCCAACCUAAAGCAGGACCGGACACCCACCAGGGUCAGAAGGCCAUCUUCUUCCUGCCAAGGCCUGCGGGUAACAUGUAAAGCAAGACGGCACCAGGAACCACGGACACGCUCACUGAAGUCUUUAAAUACACAUUUUGCACUGGGCAAAGUAUCCCAUUUUAAGGUCACUUAAAAUCAGUACAAUAGAGCAGUACAGCCUGAGGCCAACACAUAAUGCUGUUUAACAGUUAGUUCAAGCUCUACUUCCAUGUUAAUAACCUACAUGUUUGUUCAUUCCUCUUGUUUAUGCAGGGAAUAUAAGGUUCCAGUUCAUGUAAGGAGCUUAUACUUUUAAUUGUUUUUACAUUGCAGCGAUAUGAGCUGUAUAUAUACAUAUCCAGAAUAAUUUCUGCCUAUAAGAACAUACACCCUCUCUCCCAAAUGUGUGCUAAAUCAGUGCAUGUCAGCCGUGAUAAAUGUGUGUUCACUUUGAACCUCGGUAUGAAAUACCACUGCGGGAAGAUAGCAACGGGCUGCUUUUACACAGAAAUAGUUUUACAAUGUAUCACGUCUGGUACGAAGUAAACCAACAUGGCAGUAAACAUAAAAGAGCCGACCAUCUGGCGUUGAAUUCAAACUGAGGAAAACAAAGUCUAAACUGAAUAAAAUAAUAAUAGUAUUAUAAAUAUUCAGUAGAGUGGAUGUUUGCUGACUUUUGAAUGACUAAAAGUCCUAAUAGUAACCAAUUGUAUAUUGCUGAAGCCUGUUUUAUGACAGCUUUUGUAAUAACUUAUGUACUAUUUGGAAAGUCAGAAAUUGUAACAGGUCAUAUGAAAAGCACCUAUUAUGUUAAUGAAAGGGUUAGCCAUGCCAACAAGUCUUCAAAAUCUGUAUCCGUCCCACAGAGGGAACAUUUACAAGGCUGUUUCAGUUAUCAGCAGAGUUAUUUUUGAGUUGUAUGUUCCUGAAAAAGUGGCACAAAAAGAAGAAUGUUAUAUUGUAUAAGGCAGAAAGGGACCAAAUAUUGUCCAUUCUGUUCUGGACUAGAAAAGUCACAUUGUUUCUUUUCACUGAGCAAAAUAGCUCAUCUAUACAGUCGAACCAUUAUUUACGCAAGCACCUUUCUAUAUACCCAUAAUACUGUGACGUUAUACUAGGUAAAAUUACUCAUGUGAAUAUUUAUUUAUAAAUGAUAUUGCUAAUACAAUUUAAUUUUGCUGAGCAUCGUAACAAACAUUUUUGAAAUAUACAUAGUGACGUAGCAAAAGUUUAUGUGACUUUUACAAAGUAAUACAUAUUGUAUUCAAUGAACUUAAAUAAGGAAAUUACAUGAUAAUGCAUAAAAUAAAUAGUAUGUAUGUAACUAGGAUAGAUUUUCUGCUUAGAAGGUAGACAAGUGAAUAAAAGUGUACAGAAAUAUCUUUAAAGGAACAUGUUGUAUGCUUUGUCCAAUACACCUGUUGCUAAUAA
Molecule: messenger RNA, 1991 nt
Organism: Gymnodraco acuticeps
Lineage: Eukaryota; Metazoa; Chordata; Actinopteri; Perciformes; Bathydraconidae
Product: putative fibroblast growth factor 1
Exons: 4
Coding region: 72-620 (182 amino acids)
Biological process (GO): positive regulation of cell population proliferation; positive regulation of gene expression; fibroblast growth factor receptor signaling pathway
Cellular component (GO): cytoplasm
Molecular function (GO): fibroblast growth factor receptor binding; growth factor activity
Source: RefSeq, a predicted model, not a curated record